ACAUAUCUGCUUCAAUCUCCUAUUCUUUCCUCUCUCUCUCUCUCUCUCUCUCCUCAUAGGCUGCAGAGUUUUUAAGAGUGAGAGAGAGAAUCAUAUUUAUUACAUAUGAGCCUGUAAAGAACUGGUUUUCCUUGCCUUCUUCUAUUUUAUCUCCAUCUGUGUUCUCUCUUUAGAAAAAAAGAUUAAGGAACCAAAGACAGUUCAAAAGUACCAAACUUUGUCCAACCUCCAACCUCCAAUCUCUAUAAUUCAUUUCUUUUUAGGACAGCCCAAAAGAGAAGCACCCAUUUUCUCCAAACCUCCAGAUCUGUCUGUCUGUUAGAAAAAAAAAAACUGUCUUGUAUUUUCUCAUUUCCUCAAAAUUUGUUCUUUAAAAUGAGAGACAUAGUUUCUUGUUUCAGCGAAAACGCAGUAAGUGUGUCUAAUCCUUCAUGUUCAAGCUAUUCAAACGCAGCUUGUAUUAAUCCAAGCCUAAUCCCUUCAGUCCAAAACUCAGUCACUUGUGUUUACAAAAUCACCCUCUCCACCCAAAAGCAAAUCUUGGUCACAGCCACAUGGUGCAAGAACAAUUCUUCUCAAGGCCUGAGCAUGAACUUUGGCGAUGAACCAUCAUCCACACCACCCUUCAGACUCAACACGAAUUCAAGGCUAUUCAGGAAGAAGAAAGGGAGCAAAUUGAUGGAAUCUAAUAACUCAAACAUUGAAGUCUUCUGGGAUCUUUCUAAUGCAAAGUAUGACACAGGGCCUGAACCUGUUGAUGGGUUUUAUGUGCUUGUCAUGGUUGAUUCAGAAAUAGGCCUAAUUCUAGGUGAUAUGGCUGAAGAAGCUGUGACCAAGAGGUUCAAAACCGCUACUUCUCUUGCAAAAGUCUCACUCAUUUCAAGGAGAGAGCAUUGCUCAGGCAACACUGUCUAUUCCACCAAGGCUCAGUUCUGUGACACUGGCAUUGUACAUGACAUUUUGAUAAGGUGCAGUGGAGAAAAUGAUGGCUUAAGGUCACCAGUUUUAUCUGUCAGCAUCGAUAAAAAGACAGUGAUUCGUGUAAAGAGGCUGCAGUGGAAUUUUAGAGGCAAUCAGAUCAUAUUUGUGGAUAAUUUGCUGGUUGAUCUGAUGUGGGAUGUGCACGACUGGUUCUUUAGUCCUGCAUCUGGUUAUGCAGUGUUCAUGUUCAGAACAAGAAGUGGAAUGGAUAGCAGGCUGUGGUUGGAGGAGAAGUUGGUACAGAAAGACCAAGACAGAGUUGAGUUCUCCUUGUUGAUCUAUGCCUGUAAGAACCAAUAAAGAAACUUAUUCUUUUUUUCCCUUUUGCUUUUGUUUUCAUUUUUUUUAAAGACUUCCUCUUCGGUUUUUAUGUUUCAAU
Molecule: messenger RNA, 1360 nt
Organism: Quercus lobata
Lineage: Eukaryota; Viridiplantae; Streptophyta; Magnoliopsida; Fagales; Fagaceae
Product: DUF868 family protein (DUF868)
Exons: 1
Coding region: 376-1281 (301 amino acids)
Source: RefSeq, a predicted model, not a curated record